AUUAUUUAUGUGAUUGCUGAUCUGCUAGAUGGAUAUAGAAAGCACCAAGAAUUAUAAUAAUUUAUGGAGUGAAGCACUGGUUUACAAACAUAUCUCUCUGCCCGAGCUUUGUGGGUUUCUUUGCAUCUCGGCCCUCGUUCCGUGCGAUGGGAACGGAGAAUAUUCGGAAUUUGAAGUCGGGCAAACCGACUGCAUUCAUGUCUAAAAUUAAAGGAAUAAGUGAGCAGCUAUUUGUGGCAGACAGGACAUGAUCCAUCUGCUUCCAGGUCUGGCGGGGGCCGGGCGGCGGCGGGAGAUGCCCGGGCGGCCCGCGGAGGCCCAUGUGGCGCUCUAGGUGGGAUGCCGGCGUCCUGAAGGCGGAGGCCCUGGCGCUGCUCCCCUGCGGCCUGGGCAUGGCGUUCUCCCAGUCGCACGUGAUGGCCGCGCGGCGGCACCAGCACGGCCGGCUCAUCAUCGAGGUGGACGAGUACAGCUCCAACCCCACCCAGGCCUUCACCUUCUACAACAUCAACCAGGGCCGCUUCCAGCCACCGCACGUGCAGAUGGUGGACCCGGUGCCUCACGAUGCCCCCAAGCCUCCUGGCUACACCCGCUUUGUCUGUGUCUCUGACACCCACUCGAGGACGGACCCCAUCCAGAUGCCCUACGGCGACGUGCUGAUCCACGCUGGGGACUUCACCGAGCUGGGGCUCCCGAGCGAGGUGAAGAAGUUCAACGAGUGGCUCGGCAGCCUGCCCUACGAGUACAAGAUCGUGAUCGCCGGCAACCACGAGCUGACCUUUGACCAGGAGUUCAUGGCCGACCUCAUCAAGCAGGACUUUUACUACUUCCCGUCCGUGUCGAAGCUGAAGCCGGAGAGCUACGAGAACGUUCAGUCGCUGCUGACCAACUGCAUCUACCUGCAGGACUCGGAGGUCACCGUGCGUGGCUUCAGGAUCUACGGCUCCCCGUGGCAGCCCUGGUUCUACGGCUGGGGGUUUAACCUCCCGAGAGGCCAAGCCCUGCUGGAGAAGUGGAGCCUCAUCCCCGAAGGCGUAGACAUCCUGAUAACCCACGGGCCGCCCCUGGGCUUCCUGGACUGGGUCCCCAAGAAGAUGCAGCGGGUGGGCUGCGUGGAGCUGCUUAACACGGUUCAGAGGCGCGUCCAACCGCGGCUGCACGUCUUCGGCCACAUCCACGAAGGGUACGGUGUCAUGGCAGAUGGGACCACCACCUAUGUGAAUGCGUCCGUGUGCACUGUGAACUACCAACCUGUGAAUCCACCCAUAGUCAUCGACCUCCCCACACCCCGGAACUCCUGACUGCUCCCCGCUGCUGCAGCGCUGCCCACCCGUGUCAGCUACACAUGCCUGGCCGAGAGCACAGACCCCAGCCACCCCUCCUUCCACGCCAAAUGGCCCAGACAAUCCGUCUGGCUGUAGGGACCAGCCCAGCAGACUCGUUGAGGCCUUGGAAUGACCCUUCAGCGUUCUGUCACCUGGAAUCGGGACCCUGUGUGUCCCCAUCAGGGGUUCUGUGCUUAUUACUUUUUCUGCGUGUACAUCCCAUGUGUACCUCGUUAAAGGACCCGAUAAUCUCAUGGCCCUGUCUUGCUUUGGAAAUGACCGAGUCUUCUCCAUCCUUCUCAGUUGGAUACCCUCCCGGUCUGUGAAGCUGCUGCUCUUGAAUGGGUUUUGGAAGUUCUCGCACAAAAUGUCCGUCUGCCCAAGGGUCUGUGUGGCUGCAGGCCCCAGAGUU
Lemur catta (Ring-tailed lemur) is the source of this 1737-nucleotide messenger RNA. It is a transcript of the gene MPPED1, whose product is annotated as metallophosphoesterase domain containing 1. The coding region runs from base 321 to 1301 and encodes 326 amino acids. Lineage: Eukaryota; Metazoa; Chordata; Mammalia; Primates; Lemuridae. Gene Ontology annotation, molecular function: hydrolase activity. The transcript has 7 exons. The record is from RefSeq and is a predicted model, not a curated record.